AUGAGACUGUGGCUCCUCACCUGCUUGGCGGCCUGCUUCCUGGGUGCCUGGACCCCUGCCGUCCACGCUCAAGACUUCUUCGAGGACUGCUGUCUGGCCUAUCAGCCCCACGCUAAAGAGAGCCUGAAAAAAUUCGUCCUUGAGUACCACAGGCAGGCCGUGAGCGGCAGCUGCAACCUGCCGGCCGUGAUAUUCUUCUUCCGUAACAAAAAGUCGAUGGUGUGUGGGGACCCAGAAACCAAGUGGGUGAAAGACUGGAUUAAGUUCCUGGACAAGCGGGACAGCAUCCGUCUGCAGUCCUGCUUGGGCAGCCCGGAAGUCACGGCAGCAUUACAGUUCCGCCCAGAACAGCACCGGGAACUAACUUCUCCCUUCAGACAAGAGUCAGUGCAGGUGAGGAUCUGGGUCCUGCCACCGUCCUCCAUCCGGCUGAGGGAUGAAGGCUCAUGA
Molecule: messenger RNA, 450 nt
Organism: Condylura cristata (star-nosed mole)
Lineage: Eukaryota; Metazoa; Chordata; Mammalia; Eulipotyphla; Talpidae
Gene: CCL25
Product: chemokine (C-C motif) ligand 25
Exons: 4
Coding region: 1-450 (149 amino acids)
Biological process (GO): positive regulation of ERK1 and ERK2 cascade; positive regulation of GTPase activity; chemokine-mediated signaling pathway
Cellular component (GO): extracellular region
Molecular function (GO): chemokine activity; CCR chemokine receptor binding
Source: RefSeq, a predicted model, not a curated record